Molecule: messenger RNA, 854 nt
Organism: Solanum stenotomum
Lineage: Eukaryota; Viridiplantae; Streptophyta; Magnoliopsida; Solanales; Solanaceae
Exons: 1
Coding region: 197-676 (159 amino acids)
Source: RefSeq, a predicted model, not a curated record
GUCCUUUAGUCAUGAAUUUCUUACAACAAUUGGCAUUAUCCUAGCAACUUCCUCUUUAGAAAGAAUUGUUAAAUUGGUAAGAAUCAAUUUGCAUGUGGCCAACUAGCCAAAGCAAUUAACACUAACAAGCCAUUACCCCUGAAUUAAUCAUCUAUAAACCAUUAACUUUUUUUCCUUUCAAAUUCAAGAAAUACAAAUGUCUUUAGCAACCAUAUUCUUGUUCCUCUUCUUCCUUUCUGUUGUUGUUUCAGCCAAUGAGAAGACAUCAGCCUAUGAAGAGCUUCAACACUAUGACUUCCCAAUUGGCAUUCUUCCUAAAGGGGUGAUAGGCUAUGAGUUGAACUCAAAAACAGGCGAGUUCUCGGCGUAUCUCAAUGGCUCAUGUAAGUUCAUGUUGAGUUCAUAUGAGCUAUAUUAUAAACCUGUGAUAAAAGGAGUUAUAUCAAAAGGGAGGCUAAUGAAAUUGAGUGGUGUUACUGUUAAAGUUGUAUUUCUAUGGGUUAACAUUGUUGAGGUUAGGAGAAGAGAUGACAAUCUCCAAUUCUCUGUUGGAUUUACUUCUGCAAAUUUUCCUAUUAGGAGCUUUGACAAAUGCCCUCGUUGUGAAUGUGGAUUGCAUUGUGUUAACGAGGGUGAUGGGGAGUUCAGGCAAAAGCUCCUCGUGUCUUCCUCGUAGAGUACUCUAGCAGUGGUGUACACAUAAUUUUAUGCAUAUAGUACUGUUUGUUUAUUGUUACAACUCGUCUUGUCACGGGGUUUAGUUCUGGGGCUAUGGGAUUCCAGAACUAUACUUUCUAUUCAAAAUUGAUGUUGCUUUGAGAAAUGCCCUCGUUGUAAAUGUGGAUUGUAUUGUG